UUGUCCACUUCACUCUCACUGCCCUCUGCUGCACUCCUCGAUUCUUGUAGUAGAAACUAAUUUUUUUUUUACUAUUACUCCUCUCUCUCCUAGUCCUAUCACCACCGUCACCGCCACCAUCAACUCUCAAAACCCUAACAAAUUUUCAAAUUCAAAUUCAAAUUCUUAAUCGUUAAUUUCAAAAUCAGGUUUGGCCGUCUAACACUCACUUUAUUUUCAACUUUGUUUGAUUUUCCUUUCAUUUCCGUACAUUUUGGGUUUUGCGUGUAGGUAGGGUUUUUUUUUUUUCCUUUUCUCUUUUGGUGUGGCGAAGAUGGUUGUGCAGUCGCCGAAAUGUGUACAGGAGAGUAGUAUUUCGAACGGAGAGGUGAGUUUGAGGACCGAUUCGGAGUUUCAGAAGAGGGUGAGUCCGAGGCUCAAGGAGAAGCAGCGAGUCGAGAAGGAGCUUUUGGUUCGGCGAAGAGUGGAGCUCUUGGAUGACAACGAAGAAGUUGUAGCGUCAGCAGUAGGAGGAGGAGGAGGAGGAGGAGGAGGAAGCGAAGAAAAAAGCAGCGAGAAGAAGAAGAAGACCUAUAAAAGGAGGUGUAUUGGUGGAAAUGUGAAUCAAGAGGAAGAGAAGAAGGUUAAUGGAGAGGUGGCGAAGAGCGCCGAAGAUUCCGAGGCCGGAAAUGGCGCCGUUAAAAGCGUGGUGGCUGAGAAAAGUGACAUUGCUAAGGUCAAGGAGACUAUCAGAUUGUUCAACAAGUACUACCUCCUUCUUGUUCAGGAAGAGGAAAAGAGGUGCAGAAAAGUCGAAGCCGAUAAGAAAGCCUCUAAAGUUUCAAAAUCUAAGAAAAAAGAGUCAAAAGCAACCAAAGGCUCGAAAUCUAAGAAACUGGUUGUCCCUGUCCUUCCGGAAGAUACAAAGAGCAAGGCCAAGCGACCUGAUUUGAAGGCCAUAUCUAAGAUGAUGGAGAAUGGUGAAAUAUUGUACUCUGAGAAAAGAAUUGGUAAUAUUCCAGGCAUUAGGGUUGGGCAUCAGUUCUAUUCACGGGCUGAAAUGGUUGCUGUUGGUUUUCAUAGUCACUGGCUGAAUGGCAUUGAUUAUAUGGGGCAGAAUUACAGCAAAUUGGAGGAGCACAAGGGCAAAACAUUCCCACUAGCAGUUGCCAUUGUUUUGUCUGGCAUGUAUGAGGAUGACUUGGAUAAUGCUGAGGAUGUUUUAUAUACGGGUCAAGGUGGACAUGAUUUAACUGGUAAUAAACGUCAAAUUCAGGAUCAAAAAAUGGAACGUGGAAAUUUGGCACUCAAGAACUGUGUGGAACAGAAAGUUGCUGUAAGAGUCAUUCGUGGCCAUGAAUCUAAAAGCAGUUACUGUGGCAAAGUUUACACGUAUGAUGGCUUGUACCAGGUUGUUCACUACUGGGCAGAGAAGGGUAUUUCUGGAUUUACCAUAUUUAAGUUUCGCCUAAGGCGACAAGACGGGCAGCCACUAUUGACCACUAACCAGGUUCAGUUUUCUUAUGGGCGUGUGCCGCAGUCUGUUUCAGAAAUACGUGGGUUGGUGUGUGAGGACAUCACUGGUGGUCAAGAGGAUAUUCCCAUUCCAGCUACAAAUUUGGUUGAUGAUCCACCUGUUGCACCCGCAGGUUACAAGUAUUGCAAGUCUAUACAAGUUGCAAAAAAUGUGAAGCUUCCCACAAAUGUCCCUGGGUGCAACUGCAAUGGAAAAUGUGUGGACCCCAGGACUUGUGCUUGUGCUAGGCUUAAUGGCUCAGACUUUCCUUACGUAUCUCGUGAUGGUGGCAGAUUAAUUGAAGCCAAGGAUGUUGUCUUUGAAUGUGGUCCAAAUUGUGGCUGUGGACCAGAUUGUUUGAACCGUACAUCUCAGAGAGGGCUGAAGUAUCGACUUGAGGUUUUCCGCACUCCAAAGAAAGGGUGGGCUGUUCGAUCUUGGGACUUCAUACCUUCUGGGGCACCAGUUUGUGAGUACACAGGAAUACUUAUGCACACAGAGGAUACAGAUAGUGUCUCUGAGAAUAAUUAUAUUUUUGACAUUGAUUGCUUGCAAACAAUGAGGGGUCUUGGUGGAAGAGAGAGGCGAUUUGGAGAUGUAUCUGUACCAACAAUCAUUUCUUCAGACAGACAUGAUGAUCUGAGAUCAGAAAGUGUGCCAGAGUUUUGCAUCGAUGCAGGUUCAACCGGAAAUAUUGCCAGGUUUAUUAAUCACAGUUGUGAGCCUAAUCUUUUUGUCCAAUGUGUUUUGAGCUCACACCAUGACAUCAAGCUUGCUCGAGUAAUGCUAUUUGCAGCAGACAACAUACCUCCUUUGCAGGAACUGACGUAUGACUAUGGCUAUGCCCUUGAUAGUGUGUAUGGUCCAGAUGGAAAGAUAAAACAGAUGGCUUGUUACUGUGGUGCGCCAGAUUGUAGAAAGCGGUUAUUCUAGCUAUCCUACUUUGAAGGUAAUGGCCAUUUAGCUUCAAUCCAACAGGCAACCAAAGCCAUGAACAUGACUUCAUGCUCAGAAUAGCUUUGGGGAGAAGGGUUAUUCUGGAAACGUUAAACAGGUAACCUUGCACUUCAACAGAAACUUGUCUUUCAAAUGAUGUACAGGCCUAGAGGGAGGCAAACCACGUGGCAGACUGGAUACUGAUCCCAACCUAUUGCAAAAUGAAAUUAACUCCAGGGAUUUUUACCUGGAGUUCGAAUCUGAACUCAUCCUGAUGGGGCCGGAAAUGCCUGAGCUCAGAGGCUCUUGGCAGAAGACUGAAAUGGAAGCGACACCAUUUUUUUGGUCUCUAUUUAUUUUCCGCUUAAACAAAUUGGAUGAUCUUUUUUACUUCGAUAUUGAUGAGUAGAGCCUUUUUUUCUUUUUUUCUCAUUACUCGUUCCGUUCCUUUUUAUUGGAUUUCUACAUAUCAUUUUUUUCAUUACAAAUCUUUUAUGUAAUAUACCUCCCGUUUAAAAUUUUCAGUUCCAAAUUUUAAUUAGACGUGAGACGUGAUUUUAUUUGAUUGUGUGCUUUAUGUGGUU
Messenger RNA from Quercus robur (English oak), 3015 nucleotides. Its product is annotated as histone-lysine N-methyltransferase, H3 lysine-9 specific SUVH4. Lineage: Eukaryota; Viridiplantae; Streptophyta; Magnoliopsida; Fagales; Fagaceae. Gene Ontology annotation, cellular component: nucleus. Bases 314 to 2428 code for a protein of 704 amino acids. The transcript has 17 exons. Gene Ontology annotation, molecular function: zinc ion binding; protein binding; histone methyltransferase activity. The record is from RefSeq and is a predicted model, not a curated record.